Messenger RNA from Aureobasidium musti, 1047 nucleotides. Lineage: Eukaryota; Fungi; Ascomycota; Dothideomycetes; Dothideales; Saccotheciaceae. The record is from the annotation of a GenBank genome assembly.
AUGACUAUGCCUACGCUCACCACACCUCUGACCACCCUGCUCGGCAUAAAAUACCCAAUCUUACUUGCAGGCAUGGCUCGCACAUCAUCCGGUCCUCUCGCCGCCGCCGUCUCCAACGCAGGAGGGCUAGGCACAAUCGGCGGUCUAGGAUACAAUCCCCAGCAACUUCGUGAUAUCAUUACGGAUCUGAAAUCACAUCUUGCCUCUCCAGAUCUACCUUUUGGUGUUGACCUCGCCUUGCCACAAGUAGGUGGCUCGGCGCGAAAGACCAAUCAUGACUAUACGCAUGGACAACUGGAUCAACUGAUUGAUGUGGUGAUCGAAGAACGUGCGAAGCUCUUUAUCAGUGCCGUGGGUGUGCCGCCGAAACGGGUCAUCGACCGCUUGCACGAGAAUGGUAUCUUGGUCAUGAAUAUGGUCGGGCAUCCUAAACAUGCAAUCAAAGCACUAGAGGCUGGUGUUGAUUGUGUCUGCGCGCAAGGUGGUGAGGGCGGAGGCCAUACAGGAGACAUCCCUGGCAAUAUCUUGAUUCCAGCUGUUGUGGAUACGGCCAGCAGGUACAAGAGUCCACUAACUGGUGAGCCUGCUUUGGUGGUAGCAGCAGGGGGCAUAUACAAUGGCCGUUCUCUGGCAUCCAGUUUGAUGCAAGGAGCUGCUGGCGUAUGGGUAGGAACGAGAUUUGUUGCAAGUGUCGAAGCCGGAUGCUCGAAACUGCAUAAAGAGGCGGUGGUAUCGGCCAGAUUCGAGGACACAUUGCGCACGUUAGUCGUCAGCGGUCGGCCACUUCGCGUUCGCAUGAACGACUACAUCCAGUCUUGGGAAGACAGACCGGAGGAUAUCAAGCGGCUAACUGAGCAAGGUAUCGUACCGAUGCAGAAAGACAUGGACGACGACAAAGAUGUCGAUCUGCCAUACCUGAUGGGAACAGUAGCUGGAGUGAUCGGCGACAUCAAGCCUGCGAAGGACAUCGUUGAAGAUAUGGUUAGGGAGGCUGUUGAUAUGUUGAAGAGAGGACAGAGCUUUGUCGCGCGCGAUAGCAAAUUAUAG